CAAUCUAUUUGUGGUGCAUCAAUUUUUGAAAAUGUGUUAAAUCUUUUAAAUAAAUAUAGUAUACCUACUUAAAUUAUAUUUGCAUAAGGCAAAUAUUGAUAUUGCUGACGCUAUGAAUCCCAUGAUACAAUCUAAUUUUGAUUGCAAACUACGAACAAGUAAACAAUGCUGAGACAAACCUGGGAAUCUAUAACUGGAAGAGAAAGUGUCUCAAAUAAUAAAUAACGGGUCGAUAUGAAUAUGUCUGUCUCGGAUUUAUCUGUAGGAUGUCGAUUUGCAGAUUAUUUUAUAAUAUGUGGCCUCGACUUUGAUUCAGGACUAGAAGCAGAUAGGCUCAGUGGUGAUAACUUACACGUAUCGCCCCUUGACCGUUCGUAUAAAGGAAAGGUUUUAGCUCACUAUCCAGAUAAUGUUCAUAGCAAUCCAUUUGAUGAGCAUGCAGUUUGUAUGUUAUGUCUCCCAGCUGGUCUUCAAUUUAAAACUCAAAAGCAUCCAUUGGAGCCAAAGUUUCACAGUUUCGUAGUAACUAGAGAAAAUGCAUCUAGAUAUUAUGGAUACAGUCUUAUAUUUUAUGAAGAAGUUAGAAACAGAAACAUUUGCAGUGCUAUGCACACAUUGCAGGCAAUGUACAUCACUGAACUUUCCAGUGGACAAACUCCCCCUGGGCACAGGAAGGGAUCAGGAAAAGAGAGCUCCCGCUCAUUACCAAGAUCCUUUAAAUUAGCUCCACACACUGGUGCAGCCCUCACUUAUUAUGAUAUAACCAAAGAUAAACUCUAUGUAGCCAAAAGUAUAGCACUUAUAUGCCAAUACCCUUAUGUCAGGGUAGCACAAUUAUUCUUAGAAAAUUUAUUUAGGUCAUUACCCAGACAACCUGGUCCAGGACUUAGUCCAGAAUCCUAUGUCUACAAUCUUUUAUAUGAAGUACCAGUGCCAUUGCCCGGCCAGGCCUUACGUCUUUAUGUACCACCAUCUGAACCACAUCUUGAUCCUAUCCCAGUUGUGAUAAGAAUGCCAAAUCCUCCCGAGGAGUUACCUCUGUUAGAUUAUCCUCUACGUGUGAUGUUUACUACUUUAGGUGUUGAAUGUGUAGUCCAAUUGUUUACUUGUGUGCUAUUAGAACAUCAGGUUCUACUGCGAUCUAGUGAUUUCAACAAACUUAUGUUAGUUGCGGAAUGCAUAGUGUCGCUUCUGCUACCGUUUUCGUGGGCACACGUGUAUGUGCCCAUCUUGCCGUCACCACUAUAUCACUUCUUGGAUGCUCCUGUCCCGUUUGUUAUGGGUCUUCACGCCGACAGCGUAGCCAUUACCAUCGGAAGCAACGGUCCAAGGAAUAUCGCUUUAGUAUCUGAAGCUGCUCUAUGCCUUGUCGACAUUGACAAGCCUGACAUACAACUUCCUGAAGAACUGCCAAUAUUGCCACAUAGGACACCUUUCAUUGAAGAACUCAAUCAUGUUUUAGACAAGCAUCAGAUACAAAGGCCGGAGACCGAGCCAACGAAACUAGGGGCAUUAAACGGAUCUUCAUACAAACAUAAUAUUAAUGAUGGAAUGAGCAGCAGCUGUACUUUACCUUCAGGCGGUCUCCGUCGCAAGCAUUCGUUCCAUGACGUGUUGGAGUGGGACGAGAGUAGGCCGCUCAACGCGUCGCCGCCCGGCUCGCCGCGCCGCGCGCCGCGCCGUCUCGACGCGCUGCAACGCAUCGUGGACAUUGUCAAACGCACAGGUGUGAACAUAGACGAUGUAGAUGCUGAUACAGUGAUGCCAACAGCAAAAAAGAAAGUGCUUAACGAUGAAGAACAAUACAAUGAAGACAUACGCUUCAAUAUUGCCAUAAGAGAAACUUUCCUCAACAGAUUUGUUCACAUGUUCCUGAUGUACGAAAACUUCGUCAUUAUGCCAGAUCAGGACCGUGACUCUUGGCUAUCGGCGCGUGAAUCAAUGGUGAACUUCGACAAAGCGUCCUUUCUGUCGGACCAGCCACAGCGACACAGACCGUUUCUGUCGCGCUUCCUCGAAACGCAGAUGUUCGCAACGCUCGUAGACAACAAGAUAAUGGCCAACUGGGGCGAGUAUGACGCUAACCUGCAAGUCUUCGAACAUAGGAUAAGAGCAGUGCGGGGCCGGCUGGGCGAGGGCGGGCUGGCGACGCGCGGGUACAGCGUGUGGGCGGGCGGCGCGGGCGCGGCGGGUGCGUGGGCCUGUGAGGUGGAGGUGGGCGCGCCGGGUGAGCGCCUGCCGCACCGCGCCGCCUACUACCGCGCCUUCCCCGCGCGCCUCGAUGCGGCUGCGCUCGCGCCCCCGCCCGUCGAGGACCGCAGAACUAACAGCUUGAAGCGUAUAAAGAACGCGAAGUGGCAAGUGAAAGAUUGCCCGCCGGAGUUGUUGCUUGGCGAUAUCGGUAGGCGGCUGUCCACCGAGGUCACGCCCGCUGCGAUCGCUCAGAAUAACAGGACCUUCGUCGAGAAACUAUUGAAGGAAUGCAAAAGCAAAACCAAGAGAAUGCUCCUUGAGAAAAUGGGAACAGAAGAGAACGACUUAGGUUUAGGCAGCGAAGUGUCCAUAACGGGAGUGGAAGAAAGCACCAUGAUAGCGUCACUGUGUGAUCUGUUGGAACGUCUGUGGUCGCAUGGCCUUCAGCAUAAGAUGGGCAAGUCUGCCCUUUGGAUGCAUCUCACGAAUUACCAAGAGCUGGAGCAGUGCAGCAACUCGACCAAGCCUAUCGACCCUAACUAUCUUACGCCUGCUCUGGCUUGGUGUGUUUUACGUAAACGUUUGGACUAUUUAUCAUCCGUGGGUGCUGAAGUCGAAAGCCAGCAAAGCACCAGCACAAAUAGAUCCCGAGAUAGUUCUCGAGGGGGAUCCCGAGACAGUUCCCGCGACCGUCUCAGUAAUUCCAGCACUUUGGAGCGUAAGUCACAACCACCGAACCCACUGCGGCCUUUACCAGAAAACCUUACAUUUGACAUGAGGAAUGUCCAAGCAAUGACUGAUAUAAAAACGGAAAUUGGUUAUGCCCGUGCAUGGGUGAGGCUGUCGCUAGAAAAGAAGCUACUGUCGAAACAUCUCAGAGAACUGUUGUCAGAUACAACAUUACUACGAUCUCAGUACAAAAGAACGGCUUUUUUGCGAUGCGAAGAAGAGAGGGAGCAAUUUCUAUAUCAUCUGUUGACAUUGAAUGCUGUAGACUAUUAUUGCUUUACCAACACAUAUCCAACAACAAAGUUGCCAUAUCGCGUAUUAAUUGUGCCCUCUCGGAAAGCGAGUCAAACUACUGCCAACUGCUGGCUUUCAAUUUCGGGAGCAAACGGCGAAUCUACUCCGAAGAUACCCAUUCCAAGGAACACCAAUGAGUUUGUAUUUCAUCACAAAAAUUUGGGAGUAGUUUCGACUUUGCGUAUUGGACAUGACAAUUCCGGCUUGUCUCCGCGAUGGCUUCUGGACCAAGUGUACGUCCGAAACGAGGUCACAGGACAUACUUAUACAUUCCCAUGCAACCGAUGGCUUGGCACGGGUGUGGACGACGGCUCGACGGAGCGCGUGGUGGUGGCGGCGCGCACGCGCGACCGCUCCCCGCGCACCCCCGCGCCUGCGCAGCAUGCUCUGUCGCCCACCACGCACCUCUCCACCUCCACCAUACAGCACAUGAUAGGUGAUUGCGUCAACGCAAUAGUUAAGUGGCAUUACCAAUCGAAACGGGAAAAAGAUGCGAAUUCUUUGAGUGUGUUACUAUGCGGCGAAAACGGCUUGGUAAAGUGCUUGGAGCAAGCGUUCUUAUGCGGUUUCAAGUCCGCUCGCUUAUUUGGGAAGAAUCUGUUCAUUUGGGACUAUUUUGCAAGAGUGAAGGAUGAGUUCAAAAUGAGUCUAUGUGACGAAUCAACCACACAAUCGAACAAGAGUUGUGGAGUAGCGUACAACUGCAGACAAGACCAGGAGCACAGAGCCAUAUGGAGGUGCUACUGCCAUCUCAUGGAUGAGAUCAGCUCUGUAGGCCGAUCGCUAGGCAAGGACGGGAAGUUCCAACUCUUCAUUUGCCUCAGUCUCAGAGAGCAUUGGCUUCACAGAAUGCUUGUGCCAAUGUCCAUGACACGCGUCACCAUCGAGAUGUAUGAAGAGCAGAGUUUCCUGCGCAAGCGCGGCCUGCUCACCUUCCUCAGACAAAUACUCGAACCGUUGGAUGAAUUUGAUAUAGUUUUAGAGAAUUCUCUCACUCAAGGCAUUUAAUUCAUUUCAGUCAGAUAUUUAUUUUAUAUUUUCGUAUUUCAGGAUAUUAUAAUAAUUAUUAUUAUUCGUGGUUUCCAUCACAGUUAGCCGAUAGAUUUUAUGCCUUUUAUAGUCCAAUAUAAAGAUAAUAAAAUCAUUUACAUAUGUAAUAUUUUUGAGUAGAAAAAGAUUAUAAUUAGUAAAUAAGAGGAACUAAAAUACUCAUAAAAUUUAAAUUAUUACCUACCUUAAGAGAUUAUUUUCCAGUCUUAUGAAUUUAUUAUUUGUUAAUAAUGAUUUUUUGAGGGUCUGUUGUUAGUUUUAAGUUUGUGAUUGUUAUGUUUUUUACUUGCCAGUUUAUUCCAAAGAUUGUUAAUGAAAUAACGCACAUUUCUUUUGUAAGUUUACUCAAAAAUGUGUACCUAGGUAUGUAAGAUUUUUUUUUACUUUAUUUAUAGCUUAUGUUUUUCGAGUAAGCUCUUCAUGACUAAAAUUAUGGGGCUGCCAUAAUUUUAUUGCAAAAUAUACAAGAAAAACGCAGACUCCAUUAGUAAAUGUAUCGCAACAAUUAUAGAUUAUAUUUUUGCUCGCCAGGCGUUGUAGAUUCUAGAUUUUACUAUAGUAAAUAUUUAGCACAGUUCAAUUAUUAAGUCAAUAACAAUAUUUAUAACGAGUAUCUCUGUGAUACUAAAUCACUACAGCUCUCUGUUUUUUCUCCCUCGAAAAUUCGCAUCUAUUUUUUAAAAUUUAUUAUUUCAGCCGUAAAUUGGCAUCUUUAAAAGUUCUGCUAAUCUUUACUGCAGGGAACAAGUACAUACGAAAAAGAUAGCACUACUUAAUACUGACAUAUCACAUAAGUUCAGUCAAGAGAUUUGAGGGCAACCGACUUAACAUCAUUAUUUAUGUUUAAAUGUAAACUGGAAAUACACUAGCGUGUCGUGUUGUGUUGUGACGCGCCAGAAGAAUUUCUGUUUGAUAUAUUAAGUUGUAGUUAGAGAGAGACAAAAGGCGGGGCAACAUGUCAUUCAACCAUAAUGUGUGUCAGUCGCCAUUUUAAUUUUGUGUCAAUUGUCAUGUCAAAAGUACGU
Molecule: messenger RNA, 5291 nt
Organism: Maniola jurtina (meadow brown)
Lineage: Eukaryota; Metazoa; Arthropoda; Insecta; Lepidoptera; Nymphalidae
Gene: pns
Product: DENN domain-containing protein 5A
Exons: 24
Coding region: 235-4224 (1329 amino acids)
Molecular function (GO): guanyl-nucleotide exchange factor activity; small GTPase binding
Source: RefSeq, a predicted model, not a curated record